CCGGGCGUGCACGCGCCGUGUUUGCCAACAUGAAUUCAAAACUAUUACUGUCGUUGAGCAAACAAAGCCGUGGAGGCUCAGUGGCGGACCGACGGAUUGACGGCACCGUGCACUUUUACGCACAAGCUCCGAACUGGGUUCUUUUUACGCACGGUUCAAUUACAUGAACGGAGGCGUGCACGCGCGUAAAUACCGACAGAGAGAGAGGGGGAGAUUAAAGGGAGCAGAUAAAAGUGACAGGUUCGUGUCUCGGUUCGGAUCCGGACGGAGACGAAGCAGCAGAAAAGAGGAUCCGCUGACAGAACCGGCAACUUGGAGACGAAGCUCCUCCUCCCCCCGAUGUGGCCGCGGGUCGGAACCUCCUUAAUUACUAAUUUCUCCACAUCCACACCACGCUCUCUCUCUCUCUCUCUCUCUCUCUCUCUCUCUCUCUCUCUCUCCCCCUCUCUCUCUCUGUCUCUCUUCUCUCUCUCCACUCCUCCAUCCAUGCUCCUCUCAUCCUGACCCUCCCGUCUCUCUCCUCUCUGUCUCUUUUCGUUUCCAGCCCGGAUAACGGAGGUGCACGAGCUUGGGGUUGUUGUUGUUGUUGUUGUAGUUGUUGUUAUUAUUUUAUUCUUUUUUUGGGGGGGGGGGAUAUUAUUUAUUCCUGCUUUUUGCCGCCACCGGGCAUGGAGGAUGUAAAAGAGCCGCCGACCGUCCACCGGUCCUCCUCCUUCAGCAUCAAGAGCCUCCUGCUGCCCUCCUCCAAGUGCGACAGACCCGACUCCGCCGCCGCGACCCCCGGCAUCCCGGCGACCCUCUGCCCCUCGCCGGGCUCCGACUCCGAGAAGUCGCUGGACGCGCCGGAGGCGGACGCCGCGGCGCCGGACGCGCAGAAGCCGGGCGACGAGGAGCGGGACGGAGGCGCCACGGCGCCGCCGGAGCACAACUCCACCGGCGGCAGCGGGAAAAACGGCAAAUACGACAAGCCGCCGUUCAGCUACAACGCGCUGAUCAUGAUGGCCAUCCGGCAGAGCCCCGAGAAGCGGCUCACGCUCAACGGCAUCUACGAGUUCAUCAUGAAGAACUUCCCGUACUACCGCGAGCACAAGCAGGGCUGGCAGAACUCCAUCCGCCACAACCUGAGCCUGAACAAGUGCUUCGUCAAGGUGCCGCGCCACUACGACGACCCGGGCAAGGGCAACUACUGGAUGCUGGACCCGAGCAGCGACGACGUGUUCAUCGGGGGCACCACCGGGAAGCUGCGCCGGCGCUCCGCCACGUCCCGCGGCAAGUUGGCGAUGAAGCGCGGGCUGCGCUUCGCCCCGCUCGGCCUGGGGAUCAACGAGCGGGCCAACAACCCGCUGUACUGGCAGAUCUCGCCCUUCCUGUCGCUGCACCACCACCACCACCACCACCCGCACUACAACGGCUCCUCGUCCGGGUUCCUGAACCAGGCGGCGGGCUACGGCUCGCUGCUGCCCGCCGUGGAGCAGCUGGGCACCGGGGAGCUGGGGCGCUCGCUGCUCGGCGGCUCGGCGGCGGGCGCGCUCGGCCUGACGAACGGUUACGGGAUGAGCACGUCGCCGGUCGGGCUGCUCUCCGGACAGGCCGCCGGCUACUUCGUGUCGGGGACCCAGCACGCGGCCGCGGGGGGGCCGGGCCCGCCGGGGGGCGCGGGGCCGCCGCCGCCGCCGCCGCACCUGCAGCAGGGCGCGCCGGGGUACGGCGGCUCCCCGCAGGCGCUGCUCUCGGACUCCCUCAGGACCAGCUCCCUACAGGCCUUCUCCCCGGGCGUGUCUGCGGGGUUCCCCGGGAUGCUGUCCCAUCAAAAGAGGGUGACUCCCAACGCUUUCCUAAACUGACCCCCCCCCCCCCCCGACACCACCACCUCCCUCCCCAUCACCGCCACCAUGGCACCGGGACGAGGACGCACAACCCGACGUCAUGUUUAAGGGCAAACAAACACAUAAUGGUAAAUAUCAAACAUCGAAAGAAAUAGUUAUAUAUGACAGUGGAACUUUGUUUAUGUUUUUUUGGGGCCAUAUUCUGCCCCCGGAGUGCGACGGGCUUGGUUCCGUCCGUGGUUCCGUCCGUGGUUCCGUCCGUGGUUCUGGCACGAACCGUCUGUCACUGUAAAACUAGACUUUGCCAAAGGUAACAAAACUAUAUAUGAGUAGGAAAAUAUUCCGAGCUAUUUAUAUCUUGUACAAAGAUUUUCAGUUCGACUUCCGUUGAGUCUUUUAUUAUUUAUGUUUUGUAUUUAUUGUACAAUGUAUUUAAAAAAAGAAAGAAGAUCUAUUUGUCAGCGUGGACGCAUCAGUAUUGAGGGAGGAGGAGGAGGGGGGGGGGGGCUUACAGGGUUAAUGAUUAUUUAUGAAUUUUCAGACAAUCAAGAAGAAAGAAAAAAAGACAAUCAAAAACCUUUUGUUCCUUUUCUUUGGAAAAACUUUUUGAAUAAGUGAAUCGUGACUAAAUAAAUAUUAAAAAGCCUUAAAAGAUCAGCGGAGACAAUCAGGUUGUGUCCAGACGAAACAUAAGCCUAAACAUCAUAUCUCUACUCAGGUGUGACCCCGGACAGGCCUCAGAAUUAUAGUCAUCAUAACAAUAACAAUAACAAUCGUAAUAAUAAUAUAACUCUAUGGAGACGUUUCCUUCCAAAACACAAAUAUCCAAAACUCUUCUAUAAAACACCGUCAGUGCUGAAGAUUGAAAUCAAACUGUCCCUUUAAAUUAUGUAAAAAAUAAUGAAUGAGACAGUAACUGAGGGGGUGAAUGUGUUUCUGGAACAAAAACUCUUCUGAUAAAAUUAUGCAAAACAUCGUUUUACUGUGUUUUUCUGUUCAUCACCUAUAUAAUAACCCAGAUUGUCCUUUUCACUUCACACGACUUCUGUGUGUGUGUGUUUGUGUGUGUGUGUGUGUGUGUGUGUGUGUGUGUGUGUGUGAGAGAGCGUAAAAUCCUCCUGCGCAUGUGCGCCGAGGGCCUCCAUACCAACAAACUGCUCUUCUGAUUAUUAUUUUUAAUUUUUCGCUCCGGUUUCCCGGUAAAAAGUUUGAAAGUGACCGUGGAGGCAGAGAGGACGGAGGCCUCAACGUGCCCAAACUUUCGCCACUACGUUAUUAUUAGUACUUUUUAAAUUGUUCAAACAAUAAACAGGAUAACACACACACACACACACACACACACACAUAAUUGUUGUAAGGUGAAAAACUUGCAUCUCCAAAACACCAUCUUUUUUUUUAUUUUUAAAAUAAGUUUAAAAAAAUUCGAAUUUUCUUCAAGACAAAAAAAUGAUCUCAACUCAUAUUACAAAUAUGCAACUUAUUUAUUUUAUGUUUUGUGUAAAACAUGCAUCAGCUGACGUGCACAGAAAGACGCGGGCCGCCAUCUUCCACCUGACACCGAUAUGAAAGUUUGACGUGAUGACACGAAGCAGUUUUUUUUUAAUAUUACACAUUGUUGUAUAAUGGAAACAUUAUUUUAUUUCAACAUGUGACAGAUUUAACUACAGAGACGGAUUUGUGUAUUUUUUUUCGUUACUUGUUUUGUUUUACUUAUUUAAAAUGUUAUUUGCAUUUAAUUUACGACAGUGUCACUGAAUUUAACUUCAAAGCUCCAACUCCAGACAAAUUAUUGAAUUCAUUCAUAACGAUUGAACACAUUUGCUGCAGGUUAUUGAACAUGUCAUCCCGUGAAUCACAAUGUUGUGAUAGAAUAAUCGUUGUGGUUUAGCUAAUUCUUUUUUGUUUUAGUAAAUGUAAGUGACAUGAAACAGCGACAGUAAAAUAAUACGAACGAUUUUUGAAUCGGAAUUUUUGCAGAUUUAAAGAAACGAAUCAUCUGAACGCGCGGACACUUUGUAAAUCGACGUCUUCGCGGCUGUUUACGGAGAAAAGCAUCAAUGUUACACUUGAAAGUGCAUUUUACAAAUCAGCAAGAGCCUUGUGAGCGUAUGAGAGAAAUAUGUUUUUGAAUAAAGAUAUGUAAUAUGUUGAAACGCGAGUAUUGAGUAUUGAUCGACCGGCCUUGUCCUCAGAUCGCAGGUCAGCGAUGUCUGAGCUCUGCCACACGAUCCUCAUCACGUACAUGUGGACAAAGCAAAGAGAAGCAGGAGGAAGAUGACGAGGAUGAGGAUGAUAUUACUUCUCUUUUUAAGCCCUGCGGAAAAUAAAAUACGAGAAAACGAGAUUUUAGAAAUGAAAAAAAAGGAGAAAUCUCGAUUCGAAGGGAACUUUUAAAAAACGAUACAAACGUUGAAUUAAAAUCUUUUCACUCACUUCUGACAUUAACGUUAAACUGCACAGUUGGAUUCAUUAAUUCUGAUUAAAGAUAUCAAAUGUUUUUUUCAUUUCAAAUUAUUCAAAUUUGAGUCUCGGGGUUGUUUUUGAAAAGUCUUGUGUGUUUCUGUUGGUUGUUUUUUGUUUUUUUGAAAUGCUGAUUGAUGGAGAUUCUCCCAGCUGAUUUUAUUAAACUGUUUUUUUUUUACAGUGCAGAACAGGAACUAAAACUUUAUAUAACCUCACACACACACACACACACACAGUCCAGCGGGUCUGACUGAGCCUCCUUAUGUUCAGAUGAUGAUAAUAAACUUGUGAUGUUUGAAUUUAAAACUUGAUCCUGGAUUCAGAGGAUUUUUAUUCUAAAACUUUUUUCUGUCACUUUUUUUUUUCAGUUUUGGUUUUGUAAAAAAAAAAAAAAAAGAAUUGGGGAUUUGUUUUAUUUUUAUUUAAAUUUUGUUUUGCACUUUUGUCGUUAGCGUUCACUUGUACCAAACGUGUCCCGUCUGUUUUGUUGCUGUCUGUUAUUUUAUUUUUUCUGAGAGAAACUUUACUUGAUUAAAAAGGAUGAAACAAACCCGACGUGUCUGUCUGACUGAAACAAAUACAUAUUCUUCUUGUAUAUGUCAUUUCUCUCCGUAUACUGUACGUCAAGUGUUUAGGUUUUAGCCGCUGCUUUAAAUUAAAUCUGAACUAAAGUUUUUUUGUUUUAAAAGUUUUCUCUCUCUGUGACAUUCGUCGUACAGAGGCGACUUUUAUUUGAGUAAACAAACUAUUUAUUUCCUUUUUUUUAUUUCUUCAUCGAG
This is a messenger RNA of Scophthalmus maximus (turbot), 5068 nucleotides long. Its product is annotated as forkhead box protein G1-like. Bases 669 to 1844 code for a protein of 391 amino acids. Gene Ontology annotation, cellular component: nucleus. Gene Ontology annotation, biological process: regulation of transcription by RNA polymerase II. The record is from RefSeq and is a predicted model, not a curated record. NCBI's taxonomy places the organism in Eukaryota, Metazoa, Chordata, Actinopteri, Pleuronectiformes, Scophthalmidae. The transcript has a single exon. Gene Ontology annotation, molecular function: sequence-specific double-stranded DNA binding; DNA-binding transcription factor activity.